Juglans regia (Persian walnut) is the source of this 1203-nucleotide messenger RNA. RefSeq lists its product as uncharacterized. The transcript has 3 exons. Bases 1 to 1203 code for a protein of 400 amino acids. Gene Ontology annotation, molecular function: nucleic acid binding; RNA-DNA hybrid ribonuclease activity. Lineage: Eukaryota; Viridiplantae; Streptophyta; Magnoliopsida; Fagales; Juglandaceae. The record is from RefSeq and is a predicted model, not a curated record.
AUGGGUUUGCGUAAUUUGGAGGAUAUGCAAAAAGCAUUGCAUAUGCGGUUUGCAUGGAACUUAAUUCAAGGAGAGUCUCUGUGGGCUAGGUUCUUUAAAGGAAAAUAUGUGGGCUCUUCACCUUGGUGUAUCAUUGAUAGGAAAAAAAGAACGAGGUUUUGGAAAAUGAUUGUUAAUAGUAUUCCUUGUGUCCUUAAUAAUGCAAAAUGGAGAGUUAGAGAUGUGAACAUUUUAUUUUGGUAUGAUAAAUGGAGAGAUGGGGGUCCGUUAAUUGAUGAGUUCCAGAUAGUGGGUAAUCUGAUGCUGAAAGUUAAAGAGUGCAAGUUGUCCAAUAGUUGGGACGUGGAACUGUUGAGUAUGAUAGGAGGACAGGAUAAUUUGGAGGAAAUUAUUGAGGCUUUGGCCGUAUGUUCUAGCAUGGAGUGGCAUCCUUGGAUGUGGCAUAAGUUGCUCCCACUUAAGAUUUCAGUGUUGAUGUGGAAAGCAUGGAACAUGGCUUUGAGCGUAGAUGAUCAUCUUCGACGUAUUGGAAUCCCGAUAGUUUCUCGUUAUGAUUGUUAUGACGAAGGUAAGUAUGAAGACCAAAACCACACACUUUUUGAAUGUGAGUUUGCAAAGGAAUUAUGGCAUUAUUAUGGAGCUACCUUUGGUCUUCCUCUUGGUCUUACUUGGAGGGAGACGAUUUUACAGAUAUUGAAUAUUCCGGCUUUGGUUCCUGAUAGGAAGUUUUUAAAGCUAGUUGCUUGGCAAAAGCUAGCUCAAGGGUGGUUUAAGUUGAAUACAGACGGUAGUAGUCUUGGUAACCCAAGUUCUUCAAGAAUGGGUGGUAUUAUUAGAAAUGAUCAAGGCCAUAUGGUUUACACCUUCAAUUCUUAUAUUGGUUAUGGUUCAAAUAAUAGAGCUGAAUUGUUAGCUGUUCUGCAGGGUCUCAAAGCUUGUAAGGAUCUGGGGAUUAAUUUUGUGAAAAUUGAAUUAGAUUCUCAAGUUGUGAUCUCGUGGUGGAAUAGGCGACGAGGUGAGGUGUGGUACUUGGAAGAUUUUUGGGAAGAGACUCUAGCACUUAUGGAUUCUAUGGUAUGCAUAGCUAGACAUGUUUAUUGGGAGGGAAAUAAAGUUAUUGAUUGGUUGGCAAGGAAUGUUGCAACUGGAUUGAACUCUGAUGGAGAUUUCUCAGGGAUGUGCCUAGGUUGCUUCGAGGAUUAA